AUGUACUGUGAUACAUGCCUCAUCAACCUAUGCAAGGCCUGUGUUGGAGAACAUAUCUCAGAUGAUGGAUCCAAUGAUCAUAAAGUUGUCAAAUUUCAGAAUAGGAACUCGACCCCCCUCUACCCUGGAUGUAAAUUACACCACAAAGAGAAAUGUGAAAUGUACUGCAACCAAUGUGAUAUUCCAAUAUGCACAGCUUGUAUUGCCUCAGAAAAUCAUUUCAGUCAUAAAAUUGUUCAACUUCUAACAUUUUAUACCUCUAGAAAACACAAGAUUGAGAAAGAAAAUGAAGAAAGGAGAAAGAAUAUUGAUACAAUUUACAAUGACAUUGCCUCGGAUGUACAAAACAGGCUAAAUCAGAUCGAAGAAAUAUAUAAAAACAUCUCAAAAGCUAUCACAAAUCAUGGCGAAAACUGGCACGAAGCAGUAGAUAAAAUUGUCAGAAAACUGACAUCUGAAGUUGAUAACAUGAGAAUUGAACACCAAGAUGUAUUGAAGAAGUACUUAGCUGAAAUAAAUAAAAAAAUACUCAAUAUUGAAGAUGAGAUCAAAGCAUCUUGUGAUGUUCUGGAAUCAAAUGACAUCUUUUUGGUUCUUAAUUUCGAGAGAAGGAUAAAGGAAUUUAGAGAGUUUCCCUCCAAAGUAGAUGCUUCACCGCCUCAAUUUAUUCCUCUGCAUUGUAGACAUGAACUAUUUCUUAAACGGUUUAGAAAACAAAGUCACAUCCUUAUAGCUGAUUUUGAUAAUGAUUGUGUCCACAUUAUAGACCAAAAUGGGCUGUUUCUCUGCCUCAUAGACUGUGAACUAAGGUUUCCCUCUGGACUGUGUAUUGAUAGAAACGAUAAUCUCUGUGUUGCUGAAAGUAACAACAACAAAGUGAAGAUAAUACAAUAUCAGCAGUGA
Saccostrea echinata is the source of this 903-nucleotide messenger RNA. Its product is annotated as E3 ubiquitin-protein ligase TRIM45-like. The coding region runs from base 1 to 903 and encodes 300 amino acids. NCBI's taxonomy places the organism in Eukaryota, Metazoa, Mollusca, Bivalvia, Ostreida, Ostreidae. Gene Ontology annotation, molecular function: zinc ion binding; protein binding. The record is from RefSeq and is a predicted model, not a curated record. The transcript has a single exon.